Messenger RNA from Cuscuta campestris, 2636 nucleotides. The record is from the annotation of a GenBank genome assembly. NCBI's taxonomy places the organism in Eukaryota, Viridiplantae, Streptophyta, Magnoliopsida, Solanales, Convolvulaceae.
ACCUCCCCUCCUUCUCUUUUACGCCGAUUGUCGGUGCCAGAUCCCGCGCCCUCCCACCACCCUCCGAGGUUUCUUUAGAUCUCUCCUAUCCAAAUCAUGACACAUAUAUAUUAGGGAUUUCUUUGAGGGCUGUGAGUGCGUGGAGGUGGUGGAGGGAAGCUCCGGAUUCGCCGUGCACGGAGGAGUGUAUGAGGGAUUUGGAGUGCGGGGAUUUGUUCGUCUGGGAUAAUUCGAGGAGGAUUAGGUGGGAUUGUUCGUUCACCAUCCGGAGCCGAGGUCGGUGGGGGAAAUGCGGAUGAAUUCUUUGAUGGUUUUUGUGAGACCGUUAAGAAAUCAUGCAGCCUGAUCAUCGCAAGAAAAGUUCAACAGAGAUGGAGUUCUUCUCUGAAUAUGGUGAUGCAAAUAGAUACAAGAUUCAUGAGGUAAUAGGGAAAGGAAGUUAUGGAGUUGUUUGCUCAGCAAUUGACACUCAUACCGGUGAGAAGGUUGCUAUUAAGAAAAUACAUGAUAUUUUUGAACACAUUUCUGAUGCUGCACGGAUUCUGCGUGAGAUAAAGUUGUUGAGGCUUCUACGGCAUCCAGACAUUGUAGAAAUUAAGCACAUUAUGCUUCCACCUUCUAACCGGGAAUUCAAAGAUAUUUAUGUUGUUUUUGAGCUAAUGGAAUCAGAUCUUCAUCAAGUUAUCAAGGCCAAUGAUGAUUUGACUCGAGAACACUAUCAGUUCUUUCUUUACCAGUUGCUCCGGGCCCUAAAAUAUAUACACACCGCUAAUGUCUACCAUCGUGAUCUCAAACCAAAGAACAUUUUGGCCAAUGCAAACUGUAAACUCAAAAUAUGUGAUUUCGGAUUGGCCAGAGUGGCUUUCAAUGAUACACCAACAACAAUCUUUUGGACGGACUAUGUCGCUACCAGAUGGUAUAGAGCUCCAGAGUUGUGCGGCUCAUUUUUCUCCAAGUAUACUCCUGCAAUUGAUAUAUGGAGUAUUGGCUGUAUAUUUGCCGAAGUUCUAAGUGGAAAGCCCUUAUUUCCGGGAAAAAAUGUAGUUCAUCAGCUGGAUUUAAUGACAGACCUUCUUGGGACACCUUCAAUGGAUACUAUUUCACGAGUGAGGAAUGACAAGGCAAGAAGAUACCUCACCAGUAUGCGGAAGAAACAGCCUUUGCCUUUUUCACAUAAAUUUCCUAAUGCCGAUUCUCUGGCCCUCCGCCUUCUUGAAAAGCUUCUGGCUUUUGAUCCAAAGGAUAGGCCCACUGCUGAGGAGGCACUUGCUGAUCCUUACUUCAAGGGACUUGCCAAAGCUGAGAGGGAACCAUCUUGCCAACCAAUUUCUAAACUAGAGUUUGAGUUUGAGAGGCGAAAGGUCACCAAGGAGGAUGUAAGGGAGUUGAUAUUCAGGGAGAUACUAGAAUAUCACCCUCAACUCAGAAAAGAUCACUUAAAUGGAGAAAGAGCCAACUUUCUAUAUCCAAGUGCUGUUGAUCAAUUCCGGAAACAGUUUGCUCACCUGGAAGAAAAUGGUGGUAAAGCUGGGCCUGUGGCUCCUGCAGAGAGGAAACAUGUAUCUCUUCCUAGGUCUUCAGUUAUACAUUCCAGUUCCACUACAAUCCCUCCUAAGAAACAAUCUAGUUCGAAAGACCGGCAAACUGCAGAGGAGUCCAGCAAUGGAAACUACAGACAACCUGAUGGUGGUCCCUGCAGUCUGCCGAGAACCUUGCAAUCACAACAGAGGACAUACCCAGCAGCAAAGCCAGGAAAGGUGGUGGGUCAAAUAUUGCCAUGUGAGACUGGAAAUAUGGUCAGGAAUGCGCAGAUGAUGCCGUCGGUUUAUGGCUACCAGAGAUGUGGGGUGGCUAAGCAGCAGGAACGACCGACUGAAAAUCGCGAGCCGUCUAAUUCUUCUGCGCACAUGAAACAGCAGAUGCUUCACUGUGGAAUGGCUGCGAAAUUAGCACCAGAUGUUGCCAUCACCAUUGAUACCAGCCCUUUCUAUGCGACCCGAGCAGGCAUCAAGGAACCCGCCGAUCCUGUCACUGAUGGGAUCGGGGCCCACACUAACCUGCUACAGCGUGCCAAAGCUCAAUAUGGUGCUGCGGCGGCUGCUGCUCAUAGGAAAGUGGGGACUGUUCAGUUUGGCAUGUCAAGGAUGUAUUAGGGAUGAUGAGUAAAGAGAGAGAGGAGGAGAGUGUAUAGAGAAAAGCUGGGCUUUCUUCUGUUACUUUGACACUGUUUGCUUCUUAUUUUCCCAUUGUGGGGAUUACAUACUUAGUAAAAUUGAAAUUCAAGAUUCUUUUUAUUCCAUUUUUUCUUCCCUCUCUUUACUGUGCCAUAUAUCACCGUAGUUAGUUGUUACUAGUUUGAAGUGCUUCUAUGAACAUAUGCUAAAAUGGGAGCACAAUUGAGGCAACAGUUGUACACUAUAAUGUCUGAAUGAUUCAGCACUUAAUGGUUCAGACUGUUUGUUUCAGCCUCUUAAUGGUUCAGAUGUCUGAAUGGUUAAGAGAUUUGCCUCUGAAUGGUUAAGUAUUAUACAGAGUCUGAAUGGUUAAGAGCUGUUAUCUGAAUUGAUCAGACAUUUGCCUCUGAAUAGUUAAGCAAUAUACUAGCUCUUAAUGGUUCAGACCUCUUACUGGUUCAG